Hyaena hyaena (striped hyena) is the source of this 574-nucleotide messenger RNA. RefSeq names its product dynein light chain roadblock-type 2 (gene DYNLRB2). Gene Ontology annotation, molecular function: dynein intermediate chain binding. The transcript has 4 exons. Gene Ontology annotation, biological process: microtubule-based movement. Lineage: Eukaryota; Metazoa; Chordata; Mammalia; Carnivora; Hyaenidae. The record is from RefSeq and is a predicted model, not a curated record. Gene Ontology annotation, cellular component: cytoplasm; centrosome; cytoplasmic dynein complex.
CUCCCCCGUCUCCUAGCAACGGCUGGAAGCGUUGCUGACUUCCCGGGCGGCGGUGAUACCGGACUGAGCCGAGUUUCGCACGAUGGCGGAGGUGGAGGAAACCCUAAAGAGGAUCCAGAGCCAUAAAGGGGUUAUUGGAACUAUGGUUGUGAAUGCAGAAGGGAUUCCUAUCCGAACAACCCUGGACAACUCGACGACGGUUCAGUAAGCGGGUCUUCUUCACCAGCUGACAAUGAAAGCCAGGAGCACGGUCCGUGACAUUGAUCCUCAGAACGACCUCACCUUUCUUAGGAUCCGAUCAAAGAAACAUGAAAUCAUGGUAGCCCCAGAUAAGGAAUAUCUCCUGAUUGUCAUUCAGAAUCCAUGUGAAUAGGCCUGCUACAGCGCAGCCAGUCCUGCGAUGCCUGGUUGAAAAUGCUUUACUCUUUAAUUAUUACUAAGAUUAUAUCCCCAUCUAACCGACCUUUCGGACACUAUUUUCUAUUUUUACAUUUAAACUAUUCCGCACGUCUCUUUUAGUCCCUUUCGAGUGUAUUGUAACGCUGUGAUUUAGUUAUGUAAUAAAUGAAUUCUG